AUGCCUGAAAAUUAUCCUCCUCCGAAUUUUGAACGCGCUUCAUCUUGCCCAGCUGAACACCUCAAUAUUAAAAAAGAGAAACUCGUCAUCAAAGCUGGGACACGUCAAAGGUCGUAUUCGUGUAGCUCUACUAGAGAUCCGGGUGGCCCAUCCGAUCUAACAAAAUCCCAAUUUGAUCUUUCGAUGUUUAACAAUUCAAACAUCGAGGCGUUGCCCUACGACAUAAGGCUGUUGUUUUGUACCUACUACGAUAUGAACACUCGUCGUACGGUCAUGAAUGUCUGCAAGGGCUGGUACACAAUGAUGAGGAGGCCCUCCAUGUGGCAGAGGGUCGACACCUCCAUAAUUCCGUACUGCAUUAACAGAGAGAGGAAUCACGUCUGCAAUGCCCUCUGCUAUAAGGGUUACAAAAACAGGAUUAAGAAAUAUAUGUUGUUCAUCAUCGACGUCAUGCCGAGUAUUAGAUAUCUGAGAAUUUGGAUAAACAUUACAGAUGAUUCUUUCUCCCUCGCAGAUACAACAGUCAAACUGAUAACAGGCGUUUUUACGCAGAACUUAGUAAAGAUAGAUCUUGAUUGGACGACAACACUGCAUAGAGAAAACCAAUCCGGCACCCUAUCAGCUUCAGGUAGAAACUUGAACGCUAAUGCGCUGAGACGAAGGAACUUGUCGUUCAUAACGAUGUUCGAGGCGAUACGCGAGAAGAUUGCCUCGGUCAGGGAUCUGACUUUACCCUUCACAUGGAGUGAACGUCCUAUGAAGGUGCUUUCGAAACUCAGUCGCUUGAGAAUUUUGAAGCUAAGAUCCUGCUACAUACAUAGAUCUAUUGAGCGUAGUCUAUUCUCGAGUUUCUUCCGGUACAUACCAACGGUAGAAGACCUGACGAUCGAAAUGGAGUCGGUGGAUACCAUUGGCCUAUUCAGGACUUUCGAGAUCAAGUCAACUAGCCUCGUUAAUCUCGAUGUGUCUAAGUGCGUUGGCAUGUGCUUCAACACAUUGGACGCCCCAAACCUCGAAUCACUGACCAUCGCACGGAAUGCAUUAGAACUCGAUCCAGAUAUCUUAAUUUUCAGUCUUAGGCAUGAAUUAGCAAACUGUCUCUAUACCGUUUUAAGAAUGGGCACUCCCAAACUAAAAUUACUCAAUGGCAAACCCCUGUACCCCCCGAUCACAACAUGGUACCACGAUAUUCAUAAGGAGGAGACCUUCACUGAACAGGAUAGGUUUAUGAGAGAUUUUUUGGUGAAUAAUUGUUUCUGCUUCGCCCAUUUCGAUGGUUUUUAUGAAUUUUUCAUGCUUGGCGAACGUAAUGCUGUGCCUGAGAUUGAGGCCGUGCGUGUCGGUGAUGAUGACGACGACGACGAUGAUGUUGCUGCUGGUAGAGGUAAUGAUUUGAUGGCAGCUGGUGAUCAGGUUUUCGAGGAUGAUGCUUUUGUUGCCGAUGCUGGUGUAAAUGAUGGUGAAGCCAUUUUUGAAAGGGGUGAUGUUGAAGUUGAGGCUGAUGUGGUUGCACUGCAUGGCGAUGAUGGUGCUGGUGCUGGUGUAAAUGAUGGUGAAGCCAUUUUUGAAAGGGGUGAUGUUGAAGUUGAGGCUGAUGAGGCCGCACUGCAUGGCGAUGAUGACCUAGGAGUCGCCAGUUUUCGUGACGAAGGUGAAGUUGAACUUCUCGACCGCCCUAGAGCUACCGACGAAUAUGGUGUUGCUGGUGAAGAUGAUGUGGUCGCUGCUGAUGCCGUUCGAGAUGUGGACGAUGAGGUUGUUGUAAUUCUUCCUGGUGAUAAUAUUGUUAUUGGAGACGCACCGGCUAUUGAUGAUGUAGUUGUUAAUGACGAUGUUGCUAUUGGUGAGGUCGUUGGUGAGGUUGUUGGUGAUGCUGUUGCUGUUUCUCUAGCUGCUGCUGUUAGCAAUGUUGCUGCUGCCGCUAAAGAUGUUGCUGCUUCUGCUACAACUAUUGUUGCUGCUGCAGGCGACAUUGCCGUAGCUGCUAGCGAUAUCACUGUUGCUGCUGGCAAUAUAACUCGUGCGGCUAGCAACAUUGCGUCUAGGACUGUUGAAGCCAGCAAUGAAGCGGCUAGCAGUGUUGAUAAAAAGAAGAAGGGUGGGAAUGAUUAUGGUGGCCCGUUGGUACCUUUUUGUAGGUUACACUAA
Helobdella robusta is the source of this 2148-nucleotide messenger RNA. RefSeq lists its product as hypothetical. The record is from RefSeq and is a predicted model, not a curated record. Lineage: Eukaryota; Metazoa; Annelida; Clitellata; Rhynchobdellida; Glossiphoniidae. Gene Ontology annotation, cellular component: SCF ubiquitin ligase complex. Gene Ontology annotation, biological process: SCF-dependent proteasomal ubiquitin-dependent protein catabolic process; protein polyubiquitination. The coding region runs from base 1 to 2148 and encodes 715 amino acids. Gene Ontology annotation, molecular function: protein binding. The transcript is spliced from 5 exons.